Molecule: messenger RNA, 483 nt
Organism: Fusarium oxysporum Fo47
Lineage: Eukaryota; Fungi; Ascomycota; Sordariomycetes; Hypocreales; Nectriaceae
Product: NADH ubiquinone oxidoreductase subunit NDUFA12-domain-containing protein
Exons: 5
Coding region: 73-483 (136 amino acids)
Biological process (GO): response to oxidative stress; mitochondrial respiratory chain complex I assembly
Cellular component (GO): membrane
Source: RefSeq, a predicted model, not a curated record
CUUCAAACCUCCCAUCAUUGACGAGCUAUCAACAACCAUCCCGCUGAGGUCAAUUGUCGCUCAACCGCCAUCAUGUCGACAAUCUCACGAACAUUGUCCAACCUGCGAAAGGUUGGAAUCAAGGACUACUUUGUCCAGAUGCUGUACAUCGGUGACACCAAGGCUGGUCGUCUGAUUGGCACCGAUCGCGCCGGCAACAAGUUCUUCGAGAACAACGAGGAACUCCCCCUCCGAACACGCUGGGUCGAGUACGCCAAGCACGAUUACGACGCCGCUCACAUUGAGCCCGGAUGGCACGCCUGGAUCAGCUACAGCGUCGACAAGCCUCCUACCGAGGAUCCUCUACUACAAGCUGGUGUCCGAGCCUUUGAGCCGUCACGCGCCAUCCCCAACUUUACCCAGACCCGUGGCGCUUUCAAGACUUACAACACUUCCAAGUCCAAGAUCUCAGCAUGGGAGCCUGUGGCGGCGCCUCGGGCAUGA